UACUUUCACUCGACUGCCUCACGCGUAAAGACACUGGAAACGCCGUACGCGCUCCACAAAAAUACCGAUCCCUAACCAUGAGUGAGAGACAAGGAUCUGCACCUAUGUCUGGCAACAGCAAGCCAGCAUCUGGACAAGGUCCUCCGAAGAAGGUUCAGGCUAAAUGUGAGCAGAAGGAUGUGCCGGCGGAGGACUUUGACAUCGAUAUGCGCGAUCCAGAGACAGAGAAGGCCGCCGUGGCCAUCCAGUCGCAGUUCAGGAAGUUCCAGAAGAAGAAGCAGGACGUGAAGUCGUAAAGGGUCUGUCUGCGGCCGCGACCUGGCCCCGCCUCCCGGUACCACCUGAUGGGCGUGGCUCUACAGCAGCUCCACCUGUAGUCCUCAUCUUGCAUGUCAAUCAAACUU
Gadus chalcogrammus (walleye pollock) is the source of this 404-nucleotide messenger RNA. RefSeq names its product Purkinje cell protein 4a (gene pcp4a). The record is from RefSeq and is a predicted model, not a curated record. Lineage: Eukaryota; Metazoa; Chordata; Actinopteri; Gadiformes; Gadidae. Gene Ontology annotation, molecular function: calcium ion binding; calmodulin binding. Gene Ontology annotation, cellular component: cytoplasm. Bases 78 to 296 code for a protein of 72 amino acids. The transcript has 4 exons.